Messenger RNA from Epinephelus fuscoguttatus (brown-marbled grouper), 6514 nucleotides. It is a transcript of the gene exoc4, whose product is annotated as exocyst complex component 4. The coding region runs from base 41 to 2992 and encodes 983 amino acids. The record is from RefSeq and is a predicted model, not a curated record. Lineage: Eukaryota; Metazoa; Chordata; Actinopteri; Perciformes; Serranidae. Gene Ontology annotation, cellular component: growth cone membrane; exocyst; synapse. The transcript has 20 exons. Gene Ontology annotation, biological process: exocytosis; Golgi to plasma membrane transport; chemical synaptic transmission.
GCUUGUGACUUCCUGUUUGGGUGCCGCAGCUGGAAGAAAAAUGGCAGCUGAGACAGGGAGAUACAGGAGUGCAGUUAGCAAAAACAAAGACCCCUCUGGUCUUCUCAUCUCUGUCAUAAGGACUCUGUCCAGCAGUGAUGACGUGGAGGACAGGGAGACAGAGAAGGGCCGUCUGGAAGAAGCCUUUGAGACAUGUGACAGGGAUUUAGAUGAGCUGAUCGUUCAACAUUAUGCUGAACUCACCACCGCCAUCAGGACCUACCAGAGCAUCACCGAGCGCAUCACCAGCUCCCGCAACAAGAUCAAACAGGUGAAGGAGAACCUCCUGUCUUGUAAGAUGCUGCUCCACUGCAAAAGGGACGAGCUGAGGAAGCUGUGGAUAGAGGGCAUCGAGCACAAGCACGUCCUCCAGCUCCUGGAUGAAAUCGAAAGCAUCAAGCAGGUGCCUCAGCGGCUGGAGGCCUACAUGGCGAGCAAGCACUACCUUCAUGCCACAGAUAUGCUGGUGUCAGCUGUGGACUCCUUGGAAGGCCCCCUGCUGCAGGUGGAGGGGCUUGGAGAUCUGCGCCUGGAGCUCCACAGCAAGAAGCUCAACAUCCACCUGGUGCUCAUUGAUGAGCUGCACCGACACCUCUACAUUAAGUCCACAAGUCGCCUGGGACACAAGAACAAGGACAAAAAUGCUGCUCGCCUUCCAGGUUCCACAACCAAAGACACAUCUCCAAUGCCAGUGUUGGAUGUCAGCAGCUUGUCCACCCCGCGCAAGCUCUUGGAUUCAUCACAGUUCAGCACACCUGGAUCCAGCAGUGUGCGUGAGCUGCAGCAGGAUGUGCGGGAGUUGAACCAAGCAGACCUCUCUGAGGUGGAUCCAGAGGAAAAUAGUGCUGAGUUCAUGGGCAUCCUUAUCAAGGCUCUGGCCAAGUUGAAGAAAAUCCCGGAGACCAUCAAAGCCAUAAUGGAGCGGCUGGAACCUGAGCUGAAGCAGAUCGUCAAGAGGUCCACCACUCAGAUAGCAGACCACGCUUACCAGAGAGGAGAAAACUUGGCCCAGGAGAGCCAGCCGAGGCUGCUGCUGGAACUGCUGGAGCUCCUGUUUGAUAAGUUCAAGGCAGUGGCCCAGGCUCACAGCGUAGUGUUGGCCCACCUGCAGCAGAUCGCCGUGCAGUGCCCAGGCGGGGCCCACGAGGAGGGCAUCAAACUCUACGAGCAGGCUGACGUCUCUGCCAAGAUCCAGACAGUGCUGCAGGUUCUGCUGAUGGAAUAUCUGGACGUGAAGAACAGCCGCAGUGCCACAGAGCCAUCGGCUCAGCUCUCCUACGCCAGCACUGGCAGCGAGUUUGCUGCCUUUUUUGCGAAGAAAAAACCACAGCGUGCCAAGCAGUCGCUCUUCAAGUUCGAAUCAUCUUCCCAUGCCAUCAGCAUGAGUGCCUACUUGAGAGAGCAGAGGCGAGAACUCUACAGCAAGAGUGGAGAAUUGCAAGGUGGUGCUGAUGACAACCUGAUUGAAGGAGGAGAGAUGAAGUUUGUGUGUAAACCGGGAGCGAGGAACAUCACUGUCAUCUUCCAGCCUCUUCUCAGGUUCAUUCAGGAGAUAGAGAUGAACAUGGGGCCAGGUCAGGCCAAGCAGUGCCAGCUCCGAGCCUUCCUCACUUACUACAUUAAUGACCUGUUCCUCAACCAGGUGCGAACAGAGAUCAACAAGGAAAUUGAGGCAGUGAGUAAGGCAUCUGACCCACUGAAGAUCCUUGCCAGCGCUGAUACCAUGAAGGUUCUUGGCGUCCAGAGACCCCUGCUGCAGAGCACGGUGGUGGUGGAGAAGUCAAUCCAGGAUCUAAUGAGCCUAAUGCAAGACCUGAGUGCCUACUCCAACCAGUUCCUAGAGAUGGUCUGCGACAAGCUCAAAGAGUACAAGGAAAUCUGCAACACAGCCUACAGGGGUAUAGUCCAGUGUGAGGAAAAGCUCACCAUCAGUGCUUCCUGGUCGAAAGAUGAGGACAUCAGCCGUCUGCUCCAGUCGCUUCCGAACUGGGCAAAUAUGGCUCAGCCGAGACAGACGCGACAGAAGAGGGAGGAUGAAGAGGACUUUACUCGGGCGGCUUUUGCUAAGGAGUCAGAGGUGCUGACCGGGAACCUGGGAGACAAGUUAAUCCCCCAGAAUGAGAUCCUGCGGGAUGUCAGUGACCUGAAGGCUUUGGCCAACGUUCAUGAGAGCAUGGAGUGGCUCGCUGGUCGCCUCAAGACAUUCUUCACCAACCUGCCUCAUGCUUCCAGUGCGUCUCCGUGCUCAGCAGACAGCCAGGUGGUUGGUGAGAGCGAGCGGAGCAGAGAGCAGAUUCUCCAGACCCUAAGCGACCUGUCCAGGGGCUUCCAGGACAUUGCAGACCGCUGUCUUCUGGUAUUGCAUCUGGAAGUCAGGGUGCAUUGCUUCCAUUACCUGAUUCCCCUGACAAAGCAAGGCAAUUAUGCCAUUGUGGCUAAUGUGGAGAGCAUGGACUAUGACCCGCUGGUGGUCAAACUGAACAAGGACAUCUCAGCCAUAGAGGAGGCCAUGGGGGCCGCCCUGCAGCAGCACAAGUUCCAGUACAUCUUUGAAGGUCUGGGUCAUCUUAUCUCUUGUAUUCUAAUCAACGGCGCCCAGUACUUCAAGAGGAUCAGCGAGUCUGGCAUCAAGAAGAUGUGCAGGAACAUUUUUGUCCUCCAACAGAACCUCACUAACAUCACCAUGUCCAGGGAGGCCGACCUCGACUUUGCCAGGCAGUACUAUGAGAUGCUGUACAACACUGCAGAUGAGCUGCUGAAUCUGGUAGUGGACCAGGGUGUCCGCUACACCGAGCUGGAGUACAUCAACGCCCUGUCCUUACUCCACCGCAGCCAAACAGGUGUGGGGGACCUGAGCACCCAAAACAUCCGGCUGCAGAGGCUGAAGGAGAUCAUCUGUGAGCAGGCCGCCAUCAAACAGGCCACCAAGGACAAGAAGAUCACUACAGUGUAACGAGAAAAGAGGACAGGGUCCAAAAGGGAGGUUGAUCAUAGAUAUAGAAAUGUAGAUCCUUCAUUGGCUGCUGAAUCUUCAGUCAAUGUUGCCGCCAUAUUGGAGAGUGUAGGGCUCACCUUUGAAGAAAUGUUGUGUUUUUUCUGGUUAAAAAGUACUAUAAUUUUUACAUUUCUCUCUCAACUGAUUGCAAUGAGUCAUUUUUCCAUUUAAAGGUUUCUGAUCGAUGUGUUGUCGAAAUGUAAGUUUUGUUUCCAGUGAAUUGGAAUCUCAGUAUUUAGGUUAUAAUUUAUUGUCAUAAGGUAUUGUGCAGCUCACAUUUUUAACCAUGGAUUAGACUUAUUUUCCUGUUAAUACAUGUGGACACGUCCCUAUAGAAUAGAAUUAAAUGUGGUAGUAGACAGCUUUUCAACUAGCUAGCCUGUAGCUUGCUAACACUGUCUGUUUAUCAUGAACUUUUUGAUCCUAGCAAAAUAUAGUAACUUUCACCACCAUCAUUUUUAAGUGCCACCACAAGAAAACAUGUUCUUUGUUUAUGUAAUAUGAUGUGCGUUUCGAUUGGUUUUCAUCUGCACCCUACACAAUCCUGGGAAAAUGAAGGCUUGCUAAGGUUAGCGCGCUAGCUAUGUUAGCUAUCUCCGGCAGCAGAAACAAACAUCUAUGAUCUAUUGUUUGAUAACCUAAUCAAAGAAUAUGUUUUCUUGUGGUGUCCUUUCUAAAAUGAGCACUGGUGAAAGUUACUAAAUUCUGUUCAGAUCAAGUAGUUGAUGAUUAGCAGACAGUGUUAGCUGGCUAGCUCGCUAGCUAGCUGACAGUUGUCUUCCUCCACAUUGAAUAUGUUAUACAGUCGUGGUUUUCAAACUCUUUGUGCCCAAGACACACCAAAGGGCAAGCCAAAAUCUGAAGGCACACCUUUUUUUGUUUGUUUUUAGUCACUAAUAUCAAAUAACAAUUGACAACCAACUAUUACUCUUGAAAUAUUUAUUAAUAAAAUGAUUCAAGAAAUUAAUUAAAUAAAAUUGAAUUACUUUUUUUUAGGUAAAGUUUGCCUCUUUAUUAGAAAAUGGGUGUGCAUAACAUACUCAUAUAGUCAACUUAAAAAUUCAUCCAUAACUUUUUGUAUAGACCCAGUUUAAUAUUGCAAUAGUAAUGUUUGGUUAUCAUAAAAUCCUGCGACACACCUGUGCCAUGGCACACCAUUUGAGAACCACUGUUAUACAGGGAUGUCUCCAAAAUUAUUAGCCGAGAUAAGUAAGCCAAAUCCAUGCUGGAAAAGCAAGUUUUUAUAAUUCCUGACGAGAAAUUAUUUACCAACAAGUUACAUUAAGUAAUUCAGUUCAUGUAAGCCUAACACACACUUCUUUCUUGAGCUUCUAGCAGCAAUUAUAGCCUCAAUAUCAAAAUUCUCAUUUACUUGAGACAAAACUUUUUUUUCCUACUACAUGUAGAUCAUAAACCAACGGAUAUAAACACAAUUUAUUGCAAUUGGUUAAGGAAUAUAAAUGUUAUAGAGCUUUAUAUAUAAAAAAACCUACUAGUCUUGCUCUUUCUAAUAUGACGACCAUGUUGACGUAUGACUGAAAUGAGCUGACACAGUCAAUGCUGCGUCUACAUCUAUAUGUCUAUGGGAUAUAUGACCAAUCAAGAAACCUCUGUCCUGCAACUUUUUGUUUCUGCUCCUCCAGGAACAUGUGCGCCAUAUAAUUAGGUCAAGUAUGCAAGAGUAAGGAAUGAUAGAGCAAAAACUAGCAGGACAGAGGGUUUUUAAGAAUUGGGUUAGAAAACACUGAAAUAGAGUCUUUCUCCAGACAUACAUCACAACUUGUGUGAAAUCUGUUGAUGGAAAGUGUGUCUUCUCCAUUUCAUCUCUCUUGGUGUGAUGAAACGCACUGUAGUCGAGGGCUGACACAGAUAUACUUUCCAACUCUGGGCAUGUAAGUUAUAUAUAUAUCAGCCUAUGAAGCACUGGCUCACUCUAAUUGGGAAGCGGGGUGACAGCCAACACAACUGCAAACUUUGCAAGUUUAGUUCGCCGUGUAUCUAUGUCAUAAGGUAGCCUGUGUUGUCAAUUUACACUUUCUAAAAGUCACGACAAAUGCAGCUGCCGCGCUUCGACUCCAGCAGUCCCCCCUGCUCGCCGUGACUCCAGCUCCAGAUAAAAAGGCGAUUGUCUUGGACACUCACCCGAACUUAGGCCCCAUCUCAUCUCAUUUUCCUAUUAGAUCUAAACUGCUGCUCUCAAUUACACCUCUAUCUCUCCUCUCCUGGCAGCCCCAUGGGCCCACUGAUUCUGUCUGCAAUAACAGAUGCCAGAUUAGGCUGUCUGAAUGAGGCCACAUCUUCCGCCUGCUGCCAAUUUGGGUUGGUCCCCAAAGAUUCCCCUAGCUGAGAAUUGUAUCAUAUCUAUGGCUGUUAAAAAUCUGUUUAUCCGUCUCUUUUUCCUUAUAGUUUGUGCGGUAAACUAGUGUGGAAAGUUGUGAGCUGUUUUUUUUAUAUACAAAUUGGACAACAGAGACUGACUAAUGAAGAUAUUUUUGCCGAUUUCAGUUUCAUCCUUACUUAAAACAGACACAAGGUUUAUCUGAAAUGUUAUUUUUCAAGUCCAGCAUUCCACAGUGGAGUGACUUGCACUUUUGUGCUACUGCUUGUGUGCGGGAAUACAUUUCAUCAGUCAUACUCACUCAAUAAACUGAAACGAUGCAAUUCUGAAUCUUUAUUUUGUCGUCCUUACUACAAGUCUUUUAACGCGAACCGAACAUAUAAACUCGAUAGGAGAUCACAAAUCAUUCGCCUCCCCGCAACCCUCCCUGUUUUUAGUUCAUUAACUUGGGAGAGAAGUACUUAACGAGAGCAGGAGAGGGGAAUGGGAGCCUUGUCAAUACGGCGGGCCCGGCGCUGGUCUCCCCAAAGCCCACACAGCAAUCCAUCAUAAUGACACAUAGGCUGGGAUCGAUGGGAAAACAACUGCGGAGCUGCUGAGGGGUUCGCGUACCACUCUGAAACGUACACUUGGUGUAAAAUCUAAAAUGUGCUCAUUCAGCUGUUCACUUCAGAGCUACUUUUGUAAUGUCAUACAAGGGAAACUUUAAUACAAUGUUAACUGAGUGUGUCAUGUCACACACAGAUACUAUUAUACUAUUAUCCCACUGCACACACACAUAACCCCUAAAAGUCCAGGAGGCUUAUGUAUUGGAAAUACUCCAUGUGUGUAAGUACAAACCACUCCUGCUGUCCAUGCUUUAUAUUCAUGAAUGAAAUAUGUAUUCAUUUUUUACUCAUCUGCUUUUCUUUUUCUUUGCAGUCAACCUUUAAUUUGCACAGUUUGAUUCGAGUAAUUUCUGUUUCAAGUAAGAAUGUAUUGAAAUCUAUACAUCAAAAUGUAUUAAUCUAAAACAUCCUCAUUGUCCCUCUUCUUCUUGAGUGUCAUAAAUGCUCUGACACGUUUGUCUACUCUAAAUUAAGCACACGGGAUUUGUCAUUGCACACACUAACACAUUGAAAAAAUAAAGCCUUCAAAUUCCA